Fusarium falciforme is the source of this 1740-nucleotide messenger RNA. RefSeq names its product Glutamate decarboxylase. The record is from RefSeq and is a predicted model, not a curated record. The transcript is spliced from 4 exons. NCBI's taxonomy places the organism in Eukaryota, Fungi, Ascomycota, Sordariomycetes, Hypocreales, Nectriaceae. Gene Ontology annotation, cellular component: cytosol. Gene Ontology annotation, biological process: L-glutamate catabolic process. Gene Ontology annotation, molecular function: glutamate decarboxylase activity; pyridoxal phosphate binding. The coding region runs from base 1 to 1740 and encodes 579 amino acids.
AUGAGUCUUGUUGAAAGUACGGAACCUAACGAGGUUCCUUCACCCGCCGUGAUCGAGACCGACGACGAGGGAAACCUCAUCAAGACAAACGGCCACUCCAACGGCUACUUCUCCAACGGCCACCACCCAACGUCCAACGGCAACGGUGCUGUUACUCCUUCCUUCAUCGACAGCAUGGCUCACCUCUCGGUCGUCCGCGCCCGAGACGACUCGGACGCCGCCUCGGUCAAGUCCACGAGCUCCCGCGCCUCCCGGAGACCUCCCCUGCAGCUGGCCAGCUACCAGGACGAGUUCACCACCAGCGUCUACGGAUCCCGCUUUGCGGGCAUGGACCUGCCCCGGCAUCAUAUGCCAGAGUGCGAGAUGCCCCGCGAUAUCGCCUAUCGCAUGAUCAAGGACGAUCUGAGCCUCGACAACAACCCCAUGCUCAACCUUGCUUCUUUCGUCACCACUUACAUGGAAGAUGAAGCCGAGAAGCUCAUGUCAGAGUCCUUUUCCAAGAACUUUAUCGACUAUGAGGAGUACCCUCAGUCUGCCGACAUCCAGAACCGAUGUGUCAACAUGAUUGGUGACCUCUUCCACGCCCCCCCAGGCACCUCUGUCGGCACAUCCACCGUCGGCUCUUCAGAAGCCAUCAUGCUGGGCGUCCUGGCCAUGAAGAAGCGCUGGAAGAACCGCAGAAUCGCCGAGGGCAAGAGCACUGAGCACCCCAACAUCGUCAUGUCUUCUGCCGUCCAGGUCUGCUGGGAAAAGGCCACUCGGUACUUUGAGAUUGAGGAGAAGCUCGUCUACUGCACACCCGAGCGCUUCGUCAUGGACCCUGAUGAGGCUGUUGACCUGUGCGAUGAGAACACCAUCGGCAUGUGCUGUAUCCUCGGUACCACUUACACUGGUGAGUACGAGGACAUCAAGGCCAUCAACGACCUCCUCGUCGAGCGAAAUCUCGACGUCCCCAUCCACGUCGAUGCCGCUAGCGGUGGCUUUGUCGCUCCCUUCGUUGUCCCCGAUCUUGAGUGGGACUUCCGAUGUGAAAAGGUCAUCUCCAUCAACGUCUCUGGCCACAAGUACGGCCUCGUCUACCCCGGUGUUGGUUGGGUCAUCUGGCGAUCCCCCGACUACCUGCCCCAGGAGCUCGUCUUCAACAUCAACUACCUUGGUGCCGACCAGUCUUCCUUCACCCUCAACUUCUCCAAGGGUGCUUCACAGGUCAUUGGCCAGUACUACCAGCUCAUCCGUCUGGGUAAGCACGGUUACCGCGCCAUCAUGAGUAACCUGACCCGAACUGCCGACUACCUGACCGAGACACUCGAGAACCUCGGCUUCGUCAUCAUGUCAGAACGCUCGGGUGCCGGUCUUCCUCUCGUGGCCUUCCGCUUCCGAACUACAGAGGAGGGCGGUGACCCCGACCGCUACUACGACGAGUUCGCACUCGCUCACCACCUCCGUUCCCGAGGAUGGGUCGUCCCCGCCUACACCAUGGCUCCCAACUCGGGUGUCAAGAUGCUCCGUGUCGUUGUCCGUGAGGACUUCACAAAGACCCGUUGCGACUCUCUUAUCGCCGAUAUCAAGCUCUGCCACGGUCUUCUCAAGGAGACAGACCAAGAGUCCAUCCGCAAGAGGGAAGAGUACAUCAAGAACCACGUCAGCUCCAUGGGCCGGGGGAAGCACGGCCACCCUGUCUACACUAACGAGCAACAUUCGCUUCAGGGCAAGACUGGCAAGACCCAUGCUAUUUGCUAG